AAGGUGCUCACACUUUUCAAGGACACCUGAGGACCUCAACUGCGAUCUGAAAGGUUUGUUGGAAAAUCCGUGGACUCACUAUUAAAGUUUUGUUCUGUCAUCAGACUAAGAGGCAGCAUGUCGAUGGGCUUGGAGAUCGUGGGCAUUGCCCUUGGACUCAUUGGUUUUAUCCUUGCUAUACUGACAUGCGCCCUGCCAAUGUGGAAGGUGACGGCUUUCAUCGGAGCCAACAUCAUAACUGCUCAGACCAUCUCGGAGGGUUUAUGGAUGAACUGUGUCACCCAGAGCACGGGCCAGAUGCAGUGCAAGAUCUAUGACUCGAUGCUGGCCUUGCCUCAGGAACUGCAGGCCUCCCGAGCGAUGAUAAUCAUCUCCAUCAUACUCGGGGUGCUCGGGGUCAUGAUCUCCAUCGUCGGCGCCAAGUGCACCAACUGCAUUGAAGACGAGCCGUCUAAGGCCAAAGUGAUGAUCAUUGCUGGAAUCUUCUUUGUCCUCGGCGGCCUUUUGGUCCUCAUCCCCGUCUCCUGGACAGCCAGUGUCACUAUCCGGGAUUUCUACAACCCCCUCCUGGUCAACGCGCAAAAGAGGGAGAUUGGAGCAUCGCUCUACAUCGGCUGGGGAGCGGCCGCCCUGCUCCUGAUUGGUGGGGCGAUGCUGUGCAGCAGCUGCCCGCCGAAAGAGAAGAAGUACAAGCCGCCCCGGAUGGCCUACUCCGCCCCACGCAGCGCCAGUGCAGGCGGAGGGUACGACAGGAAAGACUAUGUUUGAACGAGUGUGUCUGACAGAUUUGGAAAGUAAGAUAAAAUGAAAAUGUUUGUUGCACAUGAGGGUUUUUGUGUGUCUGUGUUGUAUUUUGAUGUCUGAAACCACAGGGUGAACCCAGACAAAACGACUCCGACAUGAAGGUGUGUGUACAAUUGUUGCUUUGCUUUGUUCAUUUACAUAUUUUUAACACCGUUGCCUUGCUAUAAUCCAGCAGGUGCGUCUGAGGCUUCAGUAUGUGAAAUUUAGAGCCUGUUGCCCAGUAAAACAUAACUUUAUUCUUUUGAAAUGUUAAACUGCAUCCCUUUGAGAACAUUUAUACUCAAGCUUCUGUGGCAUAAUGUGAAUCUGAAAACACCUGCUUGCUUCUUGUCUGUGUGUGUCGCUCUAUCAUUAGCUGUUGGCCUGCUGGUGUUGUGUUUCACUGAAACCUUCAGUUAAAAUGCUGUGUGUGUCACUGACAAUGACAAGGAAAAGCCGGCUCUCAUUUUACAUGGAUUUGGUUGUGUGAUUGUUCAGCCUAUGUGUGUGUGUGUGUGUGUGUGUGUGUGUGUGUGUGUGUGUGUGUGUGUGUGUGUGUGUGUGUGUGUGUGUGUGUGUGUGUGUGUGUGUGCGUGUGUGUGUGUUUUGCAUGUGUUAUUUGCUUAGCAGAGUUUCUCCUCACACUGAAACUAAAGAUGGAUCCAUGAUAUGGCUCCAGGUAACAACUUUAUCUUCUUCCUCAUAGUUUCACUGUCUGUUUGAGGACAUAGAAAAAGACUGUUUCGGUUUUCGCACAAAUACUUUCUAUGUGUCUAUACCUGGGAGUUUAUUUUAUCUUUCUGUAGUAAAAUGUAUGUGUUAUGUAUUCUAACAUCACAUACUCCUCUGUGUGUCUGUGUUUCAAAUAUAUUUUGUAUUGUGUCUUUUUUUUUAUCUUACUUUUUGUAUAUUUUAUAUCUAUCAUAAUCAACAGCCUGUAUGGUCUUUGUAUGUCAAACAAAGAGCCAUAGAACCACUUUGUAUGUGUGUGUGUGUGUGUGUGUGUGUGUGUGUGUGUGUGUGUGUGUGUGUGUGUGUGUGUGUGUGUGUGUGUGUGUGUGUGUGUGUGUGUGUGUGUUACAGCCUGAGUGACUAUGACUACAGCUGGUAUAGGAUGUUAGUUUCCACAUCCGCAGUAGAAAUUAAAUAUUUAACUAAUUCAUCUUCAUCUUCAUCUUCAUCACUUUUAAAUACGAUUUUGUGUUCAAAAUUCAACACAAUUGUUUUUUUUACUUGUCUCGUUCAUACAUUGUUAAAAGAGAUCAUUUAUUUAAAAAAUGCUUUGUUAAAUGUUUUAUAGUAGUGCUUGAAUUUUAAAUGUGUUAAAUAUUUCAAUAAAAGUCCAACUAAGAA
Cottoperca gobio is the source of this 2136-nucleotide messenger RNA. Its product is annotated as claudin-3-like. The transcript has a single exon. The record is from RefSeq and is a predicted model, not a curated record. Gene Ontology annotation, cellular component: membrane; bicellular tight junction. Bases 118 to 768 code for a protein of 216 amino acids. Gene Ontology annotation, molecular function: structural molecule activity. Lineage: Eukaryota; Metazoa; Chordata; Actinopteri; Perciformes; Bovichtidae.